CUCGCGAGUCGCGAGUGUGAAAAGCAUUUCUGACGAAGUAUUAUCCCUAAACCCCACGUCGCCACCAAGAUAUUAUUUUGAUCUUGUUCUCGUCCUUUACAAACCCGCACUCGCCCUCCGUUUACGUUUUUUGUUUCUUCGAUUUUGAUAGUUUUUUGUCUGAGCGACAAGGACCAAAGCCUCACGCUAUGAACCUCUCGGCUCUGAGGCUCGAUUCAAGCCCUAUUUCAGCGCCUCAAAGAAGCUUUAAUGGCGGAAGGAACAGAGGCGAGAGAUCGGUUCUGUUUCUCCCUUGCGCCUCUGGGACCUCCCGGAAGCUAAUACAGUGCUCUGCAAAGGCUGUAGCUUCUUCCUCCCCUCUGGGUGUGGCUGAGCAGACUGGAGACGUUCUGGACCGGAUUGGGUCGCUGAGUCAGGUUUCCGGUGUGCUGGGUUGUCAGUGGGGUGACGAAGGCAAAGGGAAACUCGUCGAUAUCUUGGCCGGGCAUUUUGACAUCGUCGCUCGCUGUCAGGGUGGAGCAAAUGCUGGACACACCAUUUAUAAUUCUGAGGGCAAGAAAUUUGCUCUUCACCUUGUUCCAUCUGGAAUCCUGAAUGAGGAAACCCUGUGUAUUAUUGGGAAUGGAGUUGUGGUGCAUCUUCCAGGCUUGUUUAAAGAAAUUGAUGGUCUCGAGUCUAAUGGUAUCUCUUGUAAGGGAAGGAUAUUGGUAUCUGAUCGUGCACACUUGUUAUUUGACUUCCAUCAGGUGGUUGAUGGGCUUAGAGAAUCUGAACUAGCUAAUUCCUUCAUUGGGACAACCAAGAGAGGAAUUGGGCCUUGUUACUCAAGCAAGAUGAUACGAAAUGGUAUAAGAGUAAGUGACCUGAGGCAUAUGGAUACUUUUCCCCAGAAGCUUGAUCUGUUAUUAUCAGAUGCUGCUUCACGAUUCAAAGGGUUUAACUAUGGUCCUGACGUGCUCAGAGAAGAAGUUGAACGGUACAAGAGGUUUGCCGAGCGGUUGGAGCCCUUUAUUGCUGAUACCGUUCAUGUUGUCAAUGAAUCCCUCUCAAAAAAGGAGAAAAUAUUGGUUGAAGGUGGUCAAGCGACCAUGUUGGAUAUCGACUUUGGAACCUAUCCAUUUGUGACUUCGUCCAGUCCAUCAGCAGGUGGGAUAUGCACAGGGCUUGGCAUUGCUCCUAAAGUCCUUGGUGAUCUGGUUGGUGUGGUAAAAGCUUACACUACAAGAGUUGGUUCAGGUCCUUUCCCAACAGAGAUCUUAGGGAAAGGUGGAGACCUCCUCAGGCUUGCAGGGAAGGAGUUUGGAACAACUACUGGUCGUCCUCGACGUUGUGGCUGGCUUGAUGUGGUUGCACUGAAAUAUUGCUGUCUGAUCAAUGGUUUCUCCUCCCUCAAUCUCACUAAGCUUGACGUCCUGUCUGAUCUUCCAGAAAUUAGGCUGGGAGUUUCCUACAAACAAAUUGAUGGCACACCAGUCAAGUCGUUCCCUGCAGACCUUCAUGUUCUUGAGCAGUUAAAGGUUGAAUAUGAAGUUUUACCCGGAUGGCAAUGUGAUAUUUCUUCCAUCAGAAACUAUGAAGACCUUCCAUUGGCUGCCCGCCAGUACGUGGAAAGGAUAGAAGAACUUGUUGGUAUACCUAUUCACUAUAUUGGGGUUGGACCUGGUCGUGAUGCCCUUAUAUUCAAGUGAUUUCUUCAUAGGCCUGUGGGUGAAUUAUGGACAUCUUGUCAUCAGAAAUGAAAGAGAGCUUCCAUCGCCCAAGGGAAAUCCUUCCUAAGGUUCAAGUUGUUUGAGAAAGAACAUAUAUGACUCUGGUUGCUUACAUCAAAUGCAACUAAUGUUAUGUUAUCCAAGGGCCGUCCAUGAGGAUUCCUUAAACUGGUUAUUUCUGAUAUUCUCUAAUUAUAUCGAAACCCUCAGUCAGUAAUUUAUUAGAGAAAUUUUGGGUCUUAGAUUUAUUUUCUUUUCCAUUUCUUUUUAAAGUUUCCUUGUGGGUUUGAUGAAAUUAAACAUGAAAACUAAUCUCUAAAUGUUUAUCAAUUGCUUCCAAUU
This is a messenger RNA of Nelumbo nucifera (sacred lotus), 2051 nucleotides long. RefSeq names its product adenylosuccinate synthetase 2, chloroplastic-like. The record is from RefSeq and is a predicted model, not a curated record. Gene Ontology annotation, cellular component: cytoplasm. Gene Ontology annotation, molecular function: adenylosuccinate synthase activity; GTP binding. Gene Ontology annotation, biological process: 'de novo' AMP biosynthetic process; IMP metabolic process. NCBI's taxonomy places the organism in Eukaryota, Viridiplantae, Streptophyta, Magnoliopsida, Proteales, Nelumbonaceae.